ACUAGUGUCUUCGAACGCCUGGGACAUUAAAGCAAGAUUUCGUUUACUGGACGUUUGACGUUUUUCAGAUUAUUUUGGCAACUGUGCAACUGUACGACCAAAAUGCCGUCUGAAUGUCCCUCUUGCCAUGAAAUAGCGGUUGAUACGGAACCAGGAGGAGAGUUAGUGUGUCAUGAAUGUGGAGCUGUGGUCGAGAGCAGAGUAUUCAGCUGUGAAGCCGACAGUUCAGGUGGCUGGACUUAUAUGAACGUUGACGGUACAGCGAGAUUUGAUGGUCGUUACGAGUUGUCUAAAGAGGUAAGGCAACGAUUGCCAACAAGCGACACUUCAGUAACAGAAAAACUUCUUCAGAAGUGCCUAUACCUUCAGGGAAAGCGCAUGAACCUGUCUAACGAAAUUCUCAACGAAGCACGGCAACUCUUGUUAAACACCGUUGCACCAAAAGUCAACUCUGGGGAAAUUCGACGCAUUUCACGCCGGAGAAACGUCCUUACCGCUUGCUGUUUGUUCAUCGUAUGCAGACAGAAUAACUUGCAGUUAACAUACAAACGCAUGGCUGAAGUUGCAGAAUGCAACAUGUUUAUACUUGGAAGAUCUGUGAAAAUUCUUCUGCAGGCACUCGACAUCAAGCUCGAAUAUGUUGGUGUCGAGUCCAUGGUGAUAAGCGUCCUUUCACAGUUGUCUGUGGCGGACAAGUCCUGCGAGAAGCUUUGCCUCGACCUGUGGCACAUUUUUAAAUACUUCAAUUUAAUAGGAGGAAGAAAUCAUCCCGCAGCAGCCACGUGUCUGGUGCUUCUGGUUUUGGAGUGUAAGAACAUUACCCCCAGCAAGGAAAAGAUUGCAGCAGUGUUAGGAAAACAUUCUGUGACAAAGGCGCAGGUGGCAAACCAAACAAAAAAUGCGAGAAAAGGUUUAGUUGAUCUCGCCAGAGAGGUACCUUGGAUACCACAAUCUGUGAAGCCGAUGUACAUUACCAGGCACAUCAUUGACAUAGUCAAUUUUCACAAGAAUUGCGUAAACCUGGAUUUAUCCACAGUCAAGUCUAACAGAAUGAAACAGAAAGAAAUUACCGAGCAGGAUCGGAAGACAAAGAUACAAAAGGCUAAGGCCCGGUUAUUAGACAAAGAACAAAGACAACAAGAGUGUAGCUCGAAUGAAUCUAGCAAACCUGACAGCGACCAUUCCCUCCCAAACGCUGUAUCAAGUCACCAAAGCAAGGAUGAAGUGGUUGUGAUACAACCAGGAACUAGCUCAUCAACACAAACAGCUGGUCCAAGCACUGACAGUUCAGAUGUCUCAGCUUGCAUUCACAAUAACAGCUGUACAGAAGGUCCUUUAGAUGAUUCGGCAAAGUACAAUGAUUUAGAUGACAAUGAUAUUCUUAUUGAGAGUCUCCUUAAGAAUGGCUACUCUGAAGAAGAGCUGAUGGAUGGCUACUUUGAGUCAAGAAUGUGUAAUCUUCAGAGUUCACAGUGUGAUCCUGAGGGCGAGAGGGAGGAUCUAGAUGAACAGGACAUCGCAGAAGUAGAGAUGCAUCACUAUCUAUGGUCAGUUGCAGAGAUGGAACGAAUAAAAAGUCUAAAGGACCCAACACUUGACGAUAAGCUGGGUGAAGAAUGCCAACAACAGCAAGGCUAAUAAUGCUAUCAAGAUACUAUUUAUCAAAGAAAAAACUGCCUAUCACCGUCUUCCCCUUAGGGUUGAACCCUGGGGCCAAACAGGGGGUGGGGGACUAUCUGAUAAAAGAGUGAAGUCGUCUUAAGAAUUUCCCAGUGGUAACAAAAUCUUAGAAAUUCCAGGGGGAAUUAAUUUGGUUAUUUAUAUACAUGUUGCAUGUUAUUAUUACCCUUGUACAAUUUGGUAUUUACCUUUGUUUCAUAUACAAUAUAUUAUCAUAAACCAGAACAAAGAAAAAUACCAAACUUAAACCACAACAUAUACAUUAAAAUUAUCAUAACUUGCCUUUAAGCGAUCAACUUACUGGCAGAUGUGCAGGGCUGAAAUUGAAAAUUAUGAGGUCUACAUGUAGCUGUAGGACAGCUAGCCUGCAAACGCAGACGUAUUUCCGGCUGUCACUUGGUUCCGUCGAAAAGUAACGUCUGCGAACCCGAG
Orbicella faveolata is the source of this 2112-nucleotide messenger RNA. RefSeq lists its product as uncharacterized. Gene Ontology annotation, molecular function: TBP-class protein binding; RNA polymerase II general transcription initiation factor activity. Gene Ontology annotation, biological process: transcription preinitiation complex assembly; transcription initiation at RNA polymerase II promoter. The record is from RefSeq and is a predicted model, not a curated record. NCBI's taxonomy places the organism in Eukaryota, Metazoa, Cnidaria, Anthozoa, Scleractinia, Merulinidae. Gene Ontology annotation, cellular component: transcription preinitiation complex; nucleus.